Messenger RNA from Vespa crabro (European hornet), 3479 nucleotides. Its product is annotated as G-protein coupled receptor dmsr-1-like. Gene Ontology annotation, biological process: G protein-coupled receptor signaling pathway. The coding region runs from base 1021 to 2214 and encodes 397 amino acids. Gene Ontology annotation, cellular component: membrane. The record is from RefSeq and is a predicted model, not a curated record. NCBI's taxonomy places the organism in Eukaryota, Metazoa, Arthropoda, Insecta, Hymenoptera, Vespidae. Gene Ontology annotation, molecular function: G protein-coupled peptide receptor activity. The transcript is spliced from 5 exons.
ACGAGCUAAACAAAACUGUAUUAAAGAACUUGAAUGAAAUUGUGUUUAUGAAAGAAAAGAAAACAAAAAAAAAAAAAAAAAAAAAAAAAAAAGAAAGAACCUACGCGUUCUCGUUUUUUACAUCGCCUAAAGAACAAUCUAUUAUAUAAUUCAAUUAAUCGUAUAAUCUUUUAAUGAUUAUUUAGAAAGAAAGAAAAAAAAAAGCAAACAAACAAAAACAAAAAGUUCGUGCUAUUUCGUCGAUGUUUAUUUAACUUUGCGAUCUUUUUCUUUCCUUUUUUUUCCUUCUUUUUUUUUCUUUUCUUUUCUUUUUUUUUUUGUUUGUUUCUUUCUCUUUUCUUUUGAUCUAACAUUCUUCAAAUACCACAAUUAAAUCGUGUGUUCUUCAUUUUCCAAUGGAAUAAUCUACGUCCCUUGCCUACAAUGCAUUCAGAAAUCCAGUAUGUGAACAGAACUCAUAGAAAUAUACGAUAUAUUAUUGCGAAGAAUGUCGAGAGAAACGAAGAAUGGAAUGAAACAUCGAGGAAUCAUUGAACAGCGAUUUUAUUGAGAAAGAUCGUAAAAUCGGACGCUCUCUAAAAAUUCAAUUUCAUACUAUCUUAUGUGAAAGAAAAAAUAAACUUAUAUUUUAGACGAUAAAAAUCGAUCGUAUAAUCAAACAAAUAAGGCAUCCUUUUACAAUUGGCUAAACAAUUUAUCGCUUAAUCUUCGAUUAAGGUGCUACCUCGUCUAUGUCGAAAACUAUUCUGAACGCUCGUAUAUUUGUCUUCAAGUUUACGCGGUUAAAACUUGAUUAACUGGGACGAGAAAUUCAUUUGGAAUAAGAUGAAGUUAGGAUCACGCUAAUGAGUAUACUGAAAUUGACAAUCAACGUAUAAAACGAUUAUAUCCUAUUUGUAACAAAAACAAAAUUGAUCCUUCUCUUUUAUUUGGAAUCUGUAUUAGAAGUUUAUGAUAUUUGAACUCUCGAUUCUCGAGCCAUUUUAAUUGUUCACUUCGAAAUAUAAAAUAUCAUCGAGCAUGCAUACCUUUGAAAAUUACAUCGAAAUCUUUCUUAAAUUAAAUAUUACGUUAGAAGAUCUCAAGAUCCUAGAAAAUUAUACUGGACCCUGGUCCGAAAUAUGGAACACGGAUUGUUAUUGCAAUGGUUCCAUAAGAGAUUGGGCUUUGACGUAUAGAAAAUAUCAUGGUUACGUCGCAAUAAUGGUCUGCAUUUUUGGUACCUUCGCCAAUAUGCUCAAUAUCGUCGUAUUGACGCAUAAAGAAAUGAUGGUAACGCCGAUAAACAAAAUUUUAACCGGAUUAGCGCUGGCUGAUAUGUUAGUGAUGCUGGAAUAUAUACCGUUUGCCAUUUAUAUUUAUUUGAUUCUACCAAGACAUCGGAAUUUCUCUUAUGGAUGGGCUGUCUUCGUUUUAUUUCACAUGCACUUCGCUCAGAUCUUUCAUACCAUCAGUAUCGCGCUAACCCUUACCUUAGCCGUUUGGAGAUACAUCGCUUUAAGGUUUCUGCAAUACAACCAUGCAUGGUGCACACCUACCCGUUGCAAAAUAGCUCUAUGGUGUUGCGUUUUGGCGCCAUUGAUCGCCUGUGCGCCAAGCUAUUUCGUCUUUGGCAUAAAGGAUAAACAUUUCAUGGAGAAUGGAACUUUAGAGAUUUGGUAUUAUGUCGAUACCGAUUAUUCAACAGACAAAGGAUUUAUUUAUCAACUUAACUUUUGGAUACUCGGAGUUGUCGUCAAACUUAUGCCCUGCGUUAUAUUAACCAUAAUUAGUUGUUGGUUAAUAAAAACACUAUGCAGAACGAAAGAUCGGAAACAAGCUUUAAAGAAUUACAAUCAGCCUUUAGUGAAGAAUCUACCAAUAAAUAAUAGCCCUAUUAUACCACGAAGGCCAAGCAAGAAUGAAAAACAUGCCGAUAGGACAACAAGAAUGCUCGUUGCUGUUCUACUUCUUUUUUUAAUUACAGAAAUACCACAGGGCAUUUUAGGCCUUCUUUCUGGUAUCCUUGGCGAUUGCUUCUUUCAUAGUUGUUAUCAUACUUUUGGCGAGGUAAUGGACAUUUUAGCUUUAUUAAAUGGUGCUAUUAAUUUUAUCCUUUAUUGUUUGAUGUCACGACAAUUCCGUAUAUCUUUCGAACGACUUUUUAAACCCAAAAUCAUGAAGAAAUGCCAACCGACCACUCAACAAACCGACGUACAAACUACUUACGUAUGAUAUAUACCAUCUACUUUGAAAGAUACUUAUUUUUAAAAUUAUUUUAAGCCAAUUUGAAAUCUAUGAUGAUUCAAUAAAUUCAUCUCGAUUAUCUAAUAGAUAUAUUUGAAAACAAAAAAAAAAAAAAAGGAAAAAGAAGAAAAAGAAGAUACUUUAUAUUAUUCAAUUAAUGCCAAGUAAAAUAAUUGAACAAAUAAAUGUGACAAUUGCUUUUUCGAAGUAAUUAUUUUUUUGAUAACAAAUAUAUAACCAUGUGUAUAUCUACUUAUAUAUAUAAAGUUAUAUUAUAAAGCUAUAAGUAUCAUCCUUCUAAUGACGAAUUUUAUCAAAUGUUAACGUUAGAAUUUUCUUCUUUUUUUAUUUUUUUAUUUAUUUAUUUUUUAUCUCGUUUUUUUCUUUUUUCUUUUUUUUUUACAUAUACACGCUCACUUAAUUCCUAUAUCUUUAUUGGACUUCGGCUCUGAUCUAAGAAAAUUCCGCGAAAUUUAAUAAAAUAGUUUGAAUGUUUUAUUAAAAGGACGAAGAAAACAAAAAAAAAAGAAAAAAAAAAGAAAAAAACGUGGAAAACUAGUAUACCAAUGCAAAUUUGUAAAGUGAGAUGUAAAGUCAAUUUAACAUCUAUUAAGCUUUCCUGGAUCGUCAGUUUACAAUGUAAUUAGAUAAGUAAAGAGAAAAAAAUAUUUCUUUGCUAAUGAUAUCAUAUUAUCGCUUGUUAAUAGUAAUCACUGUUAAUAGAAAUUUAUUUUAUCAAAAAAACGUGAAUCGCGCUAUUCGCGAUAUACUUUACAAGCAAUAAUCAUCAAUUUUCUCUUCUUUGACUUCGAUUUAAAAAAAAAAAAAAAAAAAGAAAAAAAGAAAAAAGCAAAAAAAGAAACUAGAAAAAAAAAGAAAGAAAAAAAGGAAAAGAACGCAUAGAUUAAAAUCUAAUAAAUUUAUUUGUUAACUUACGACGAGCAUAAAUCUUAUGUGAUAUAAUAAAAUGUUGUUAGUGAGUUUCGUUUAUUAUGAAAAAGUAGACAAUACCAUUUGUUCUCUAAUAUUUAAGAUUUCUAAAUAAAUACAAAUAUUUCAAUGGUAUAUAUACUUAUAAAUAAAUCUAAAACAAAUAAUUGUACGAACACGCUAUGUAAAUUUAAAUACCCUCUCCGUUGUAUUGUAAACAUUUAAGAGAAAAAACAACAACAAAAAGCAAGUAAUUGUAAAAAAUUUUAGCAUCUUAUAAUAUACAUAUAUAUAUAUAUAUAUACUUCAAAAUCUGUGUGAUA